AUGAAUUAUUAUACUACAUUAGAUGGAGGAUCAAAACUCUAAGAUAUUAUAGAACAGAUUAGAUAAAUGGAUAUCAAUACUUCAGAAACACUUAAACAAAGAAAUGUUAAAUUAUAAAACAAUGAGUCUAUAAUUAUGGUAAUUUCAAAUUACAUUUUCUUAGAUAGAUAAACAAUUAACAAUAUCAAUUGACGGCAUUAAUGAUUCUAUUAAAUAAGCUAGAAUUUUAUUAAAUAAAUCAUCAAAUCUGUAUUCUAUGUAAAUCAACUAGUUCUCAAAAUGAUAUCUUGAGAUUCAAAAACUUAAUAGAUGAAUUUUAAAAUAAUUCUGAAAAAAUUAGAAAAGCUUUAGAAAUCAAAUAAGUUUUCAAAAUUGUAUACAUUCAAUUAUUAUUUAUUAUAGGAUAUUCCUGAAACUAAAAUUGAUUUUACUUCCAAAUCUAAUGUUGAAAUGGUUUAAAUGCAAAAAUAGUUAGUUUCAAAAUAAAAUGAAACCAUAGAUAAAAUGAUUGAUACCACAGGGAGAAUGUAAAAUAAUGGCAAACAGAUUAAUUUGGCUUUAGAUGAGGAUAAAGUUAUUUUAAGGAGAUUGAAUGACAAUGUAAAAUUAAUUAUUCUUAUUUUAGGUUGAACAAACUACUCAUGAAAUCAAAGUUACUGAUUCUAAUCUUAAAAGUUUAUUAUCAUAUGCUAAUGAUUGUUGUUUAUGGACAACCAUAAUAAUACAAUUUAUGAUUUUUGUUUUUCUUGUUAUAUAUUGA
Molecule: messenger RNA, 760 nt
Organism: Paramecium pentaurelia
Lineage: Eukaryota; Ciliophora; Oligohymenophorea; Peniculida; Parameciidae
Source: the annotation of a GenBank genome assembly